This is a messenger RNA of Penicillium daleae, 1059 nucleotides long. RefSeq lists its product as uncharacterized. The transcript has 2 exons. The record is from RefSeq and is a predicted model, not a curated record. Lineage: Eukaryota; Fungi; Ascomycota; Eurotiomycetes; Eurotiales; Aspergillaceae. Gene Ontology annotation, cellular component: membrane. Bases 1 to 1059 code for a protein of 352 amino acids.
AUGAGUUCUGACGACAGAGUGGUCAGCUACUACAAAUACGACCCCAGCCAUGUGCUGCCUGCAGUCUUUGCAGGUGUCGUAUUUCUUAGCUUGGUCACACACACCUGGCAAAACUUUCGCUAUGGCUUCUGGAGAGUGACCUUCUGGGCAUUCUGGGGCGGCCUACUUUUCACGGUUGGCUGGAUCUUGCGAUGCUGGAGCAGCUAUCACCCCGAUAAUAUGAAUUUGUUCAUCGCACAAGCGGUCUUCAUCUAUCUUGCUCCUCCCGUUUACUCUGCUGCGGCAUAUAACGUCGUCGGUCGACUAAUGAACUACCUUCCAAUGCACGCCGUAUUCCACCCCGACCGCGUUCUCAUGGUUUUUGUGUACGCCGGUGCCGCAGUUGAAGGCAUCACCGUGGCAGGCGCAGCAAAGAAUGCAGCGGCGGGAGAUGAUUUGAAUCAAUACAAGAGUGGCGGUGUUCUCAUUGCAGUUGGCCUCAUCCUCCAGGCCGCCGUGGAAGGCCUGGUAAUCACCGUUGUCGCGAUGGUGCAUACUCGAGCUGCGAGAGCGGGAACAGUCCCCCGCAAUGUGUCCACUCUUUGCGUGACACUAUAUGGCACUUCUACUUUCGUCUUGCUACGCUGCAUCUUCCGCGCCGUCGAGUCGUUUGAGAUGUUCGGCAACCUCGGCUGCACCGACAACUGUGGCCCGAUUCUCAGCAAUGAAUGGUAUCUGUUUGCGUUUGAGCUGGGACCCAUGUUGAUCUUUACUUUCUGGUUGAAUUUGCUUCAUCCUGGUCGCUAUCUGCCUCGGAAUAAGACACGCUAUCUUGACACUGAUGGUCGUACCGAGCGUAUGGGACCUGGGUGGAGCGACCGCCGCGAUCCGUGGGAAACAUUCAUUGACCCUCUUGAUUUCCAGGGUAAGAUGAAAGGAGAAGUUUCUCACGAUCAGUAUUGGUUGAGGCCCAAUGAAUGGUCUAUCUGCGAGGACGGUAGCUUUGCCAAGGGAACUGCAUCGAAUAUGAAGCUGAGGUCAGCCAGCAAGGAGAGGGCUUUGCGGCCAGCCGAAGUCUAG